Exaiptasia diaphana is the source of this 3269-nucleotide messenger RNA. Its product is annotated as furin-1. Gene Ontology annotation, molecular function: serine-type endopeptidase activity. NCBI's taxonomy places the organism in Eukaryota, Metazoa, Cnidaria, Anthozoa, Actiniaria, Aiptasiidae. Gene Ontology annotation, biological process: protein processing. Gene Ontology annotation, cellular component: Golgi membrane; trans-Golgi network. The record is from RefSeq and is a predicted model, not a curated record.
UGGUCAUGCAACGUACUUUGAUACGUUUCUGCGUUUGCAGCUGGCAAAUUCAAACUAUUUUAUAGCGAAUAAGACAUAAUAUGUCAUUUAGGUAACACUAGAAAUGUUAUUUAUUUGGUGCUUGGUCUUAUUGUACGCCGAKAGUGUGACAUCUAGCGAUGCGUACACGAAUAUUUGGGCCGUCAAGMUGCACGGCGACCUCCACGACGCAAAGGAGUUGGCUGACAAGCAUGGCUUCGUGUUGCAUAAACAUCUUCUUGAAGACUACUACACCUUUAUAAAACCUGAAUUGAAGCAGAGAUCAGAGAAGACAAUCAUAUCAACAGACAUUGACAGAAACCUGACUUUGGAAGCAAAGAUUGAGUGGUUCCAGCAACAGAAGGAGAAAAAAUACCAGCUUCUAUCAAUCAGUUUUAAUGAUAAGCAAUAUCAUGAACAGUGGUAUUUUAACAGAAAAUAUGGUGCAACAUACGACAUCACAUCUGUUUGGGAGCAAGGCUACACAGGACAGGGAAUUGUAGUUGCAGUGGUUGAUGACGGUGUGAAUGGGAAGCAUCCUGAACUAUCCAAAAACUAUAUUUCUUCUGCCAGCUAUGAUUUCCUGGACAAUGAUCCCAUWCCAGAACCAAGUGGAAAAACAGUAUCAGGACAUGGCAACAAUUGUGCAGGUGUUAUUGCUGGUGUUGCCAAUAAUACACUGUGUGGUGUUGGAAUAGCAUACAAUGCUAAAAUUGCAGGAAUUCGUCUCUUUGAUGAAAAUAUCAAAUCAACUGAUGCUACAGAAUCCCAAGCCUUGGUCUACAAGCUGGACGAAGUGGACAUCUAUUCUAAUAGCUGGGGUCCUGGGGACAUGGGAUGGCAGGUAGAAGGUCCUGGAACAUUAACCAGUGCAGCUCUCAAACGUGGAGUAGAAAAGGGCCGUAAUGGUUUGGGUGCGAUCUACACAUUUGCAGCUGGUAAUGGCGGUAUAACCCAGGACAGCUGUGCCUAUAAUGGUUAUGUUAACAGUAUCUACACUAUCGCCAUCAACGGUGUYAACGAAGAUGGUUCAAACCCUACUUAUGCAGAAGAGUGUCCUAGUAUCAUGGCAACGGCUUACAGCCGAGACACACUAAGAAAAAUUGGAAAAGUUAUAACUGCAGACAAAGUGUCAGGUUGUGUAGAUGAUUUUGGAGCCUCUUCUGCUGCUGCAGCUAUGGCAUCUGGUCUCAUCGCUCUCACUCUUCAAGCAAAUCCCAACCUAACCUGGCGUGAUGUGCAGCAUAUUAUCGUGACAACUUCGAGAUCAGCACCAGGAGAAAAUGAACUUCAGCGUGGAGAUUGGCAAACUAACAAGGCCGGAUUUAGAGUCAGUAAAUUCUAUGGGUUUGGUUUAAUGGACGCUGGACGGAUGGUUCACAUUGCCAAACAAUGGAAAACARUUCCUCYUCAACUAACAUGUGAGAUAAAAGGAAGUGACAUAAAGAGGAAAAUCCCGUCCAGUGUGUCGGUAACUGUCGCURACUGUGACAUCAAGUAUCUGGAACAUGUGCAGAUUAAAGUCGAUCUUGAAUUCAGUCGCCGAGGAGAUCUGGGACUAGAACUAAAAUCACCAUCUGGUACCAGUUCCCCUCUUACACGACGACGCCAAGUUGACAACUUGACAGGUUAUAAAAACCUGACAAACUGGUUUAUUACAACGCUCUUCAAUUGGGGAGAGGAUYCUGCUGGGAAAUGGACAUUAACGAUUGAAAAUUUAGAUUCGGACUACAAUAGUGAUGGUACCUUGUUUAGCUGGUCGUUGAUAUUGUAUGGAACGGAUCAACGUCCCUCAAACUACACACCAAAAGUGACCCCAACAACUACUACUCCUGUCGAACCAGCGACUACGACGCCAGGGCCAACAAAUUCGACAAUGCUACCUUCGACAGAUCGCCCAUGGUGCACUUCGUCGAAGCAAACGUGACGUCACAGUGCACAAGAUCGUUUUGUGAUCUAAUUCUAAAUAUCUGUCUAUGCAAGAUUUUAAAAGACAGCGUAUAACAAGAUUUAUUGACUGUCGCGCUUUAUUUAAAUGCAUCGCAAAUAUGCGAUUAUAGUCAAACAUUUUUUUACAAUGCGAAUAAUGGYUAUAUUUAUCUGGAGUYUUAAGCUCCAAACGAAACAGUUUUAUGCUAUUGACAUUGUUGCUGUGGUUUUUAUGUCCUUAAAWCUGAACGUCGACUUCUAUCUUUAAAAAAAAAAUGUUGUCAGUACAGACUUGAAGCUUAUCACUGAAAUAUUUAUGUAAUUUUCACUAAAAACUAUUUUAAGUGCAUGAUAUGAAAUACAAGKGAAACGUUGAUUAUUUGACGGAAUAUUUGAAAUCAUUGUAUAACACGKUAUUUUUAUGACACUCGAGAUAUCAGAUAUAGAUUUUUCAUUUCUAUCAGUAAAGGCUAUAAGAGUGGAAGGGCGACUGUGUGACCCAAAUGUACUCUKGGUAUUAAAAUAAUCUCACGUAUAUGCAUAAAAACACGAACAAAACAAACAAUCAUCACAGUUUAUUAUUGAACCAGCAGUUUGCCUUUGAUAGGUAAAUAUUGYCUGCAAUAAUCAAUACCCAUAGUACCUGUCGGUCGUCCCUGAAGACCAUCUUUGAAAUAGCUAUAAUUACUGUAGUACAUAAUGACGUCAAAUCUAAAGGAUUAUGGGGAAAAAGAUGAUGAAACAAAGACAAAGCUGCAAAGUUCACAACACUUCUGAAGAAUGGACAGACCUAGCUCGGCUAUCGUUUAUGAUAUUUAAGUGAAUCUAGUUUCAUCUUUUUAAUCGUCGCUUGACGUCAUUAUGCAACAGCACUAUUGACAAUUUAACUGACUGCCUUGCGCAGCACAAAAAGACAUAGAUUUACUAAAUAUUUUAUAAUUUUCAAAACUUUGAUAUAGUUAUAAAAUGUAUAACAUUAUUAUCGUAUAUUUUAUUUAAUCCUGUGUACUCCUACCGGAGCAUAAGGCCUAUUAACUAAUAACUUAGUACGUGGUAUAACCACAGGUUAUAUAGAGCGGAUUUUCGUAUGAGUGGGAAACGGACRGUACYGUACUGUGACCGUAAUCGUACUGUAACCAAAUUCUAGUGCCCCAUUGGYUCACAAAAAUUGUGYAGGCCAAGUCCGGUAACUGUGCGGUAACCGUGCGGUAAUUUCUACCGUACGUUUCCACUCAUAKGAAAUUGACUCUAGUAAUGUACGAUGUUUGUCUAAUGUAAGACAUUGAUCAGCAUCGAUCAGUAAAGUGAACAUCAAAUCAGGA